AUGUUUAGCUGUACCCUAGAAAAUUUAGUUUUUGCUAAUGAAGUUCAAGAGGGGCUGUUGUCAAAAUUUCUAGUAAAAUGUAAUAUGUGUAAUUAUAGCGCUGAGAUUUCAUCAGCUGACCCCAAAGACCACAAGAUGAAUCUUAACAAAUGUUUGGUGAACGUAGUUACAAGCAUUGGUUGUGGAUUCGCUCACCUGCAAGACAUUUUAAAUAAUUUGCAACUCCCGGUACUUUCUCAGCGGAAAUAUGCUGACAUUCAAUCAAAACUAUUUGAUGAGAUAGAAGAGAGCGCAAUUCAAGAAAUGCGCAAAGCAGCCGAUGAAGAAAAAGCUAUUGCAUUAUCUGAAAAGAAUGUUGGUGUGGAUGGAGUGCUGGAAAUCCUAGUAGUCCCCUCUUUGAUUUUGAAUAAAAAAUAUGAAAAAAGGCGGCAACUACUACACUACAGGCAGAAGCCCAGAAAGAAAUUAUUUAAAGAGAAAGAUCAUAAAGAGGCCACUAAUACCAACAAAAAUUAUGGACCAAAUUGCGAGAAACCGGACAUGACCCUCGAGGAAUACCAGGAACGGAAGGAAGAAUUUUUGAAAAACAUUAAGAAAACAAAAACGGAAAUUGAAAACAUCGAAGAAAGAACAAGAGAACAGGCUAAUUCUACUGAAUGGUUAGAAGCAAGAAGAAUUAUUUUAACUGCUUCCAAUUUCGCAACUAUUUGUAAGCGGAGGCCAACAACAUAUUGUGGACCCUUAGUCAAAACACUUCUCACAAAUAGCUUUAUCCAAUCUAGCGCGCUAAGUUGGGGAAGGGAUAAUGAAGGAAAAGCUUUUGAGGAAUUGAUGAACAAACAAAAACUGAUUAUAAAAAAAUGUGGAUUAUUUAUCAGUGAAAAACACUCAUUCUUGGGGGCAUCACCUGAUGGAUUAAUUGGUAAUAACGGACUAGUGGAAAUAAAAUGCCCAUGGUCCGCAAGGCAUCUGACACCAGAAGAAGGAAUCUCUCAAAAAAAAAUUACAAUUUGGAAGUAUACCAAAGAUGAAUGUAUUUUAAAUACCAAUCAUAAGUGGUAUUUUCAGGUACAGGGACAGCUAGCUGUCACUGAUAGAGCCUAUUGUGUAUUGUGCGUCUGGACUCCUUUGGACCCUGUAGACGACUUAAUUAACGCCAUAUCACUCAUUGACAUCAAUCCAUCUCUUCUGAUUCUUCUCAACGAUAGCGGAAAUAGAAUUCGCCCUUCAAUUCCUACAUCUGAAAGGAUUGAAUCUACUCCGGUAAUAUCUCAAUUACCAGCUAGUUCAAGUAACGCUAAUCUGGUACAGCCUAUUGAUUCCUCACACUCGAUAGACAUGUCCCCCCCAACCACACCUACCAUUACCAACAAAGAAUUGGACUCAUUUGUUCAAACUAUUCCAUCCUUCGACCCGCAACAACCUGACACUCUUUCAACAUUUAUAUUAGGGGUUGAUGAAGUAAUUCAGUUAUUUUUAAAUCAAACUUUUGCUAUGUGUUCUAAUACACAAUUAUAUUUGCUGAAUUUGCACAUAUUAAAACGUAUCACAGGUAGUGCUCACACUUACAUAAGAAAUAACAAAUUACAUACGUUCAUCCCAAAUGGUUUUGGUACAUGGUAUGCCAUUAGAGCUGCUCUAUUAGAUCAAUUUGGACAAUUAAAAACUAGAAAUUGCCUUUUGCGCGAAAUGACCGAAGACAAACAAAAACCGACAGAGACAUACAGGGACUUCUAUUUACGUGUUAACACAAAACUCAACGAACUAAUGCAACAAACUCAUCUUCACAUACAAGAUCCUGCUAAAGCAGAAGCAUACAAUGACAUGUACCGUGAAGAAGCUCUGCAGACAUUUGUUGCAGGCUUGAAUUCACCCUUCCGUGAAGCCCUAAGCAAUAUAGAAGUUUCCACAUUACGCGCGUGCAUAGAUCACUGCGAAAAAUAUAACAAUAUUCUCAUGAGACAUCGUGCCCUUCAAAGUAGAUCAAAUACGGUAGUUAGACCUUCAGCCAAUAAUAAUAAUAUUAAAUCCUUCCAAAGGCAAAAUCUAACCCAAGCAGGACCAUCUAAUUUUAGGAAUCAAAUGAAUCCUCAACCUAGAUUUUUUAAUCCUAAUUAUCGUAAUUUUCCAAAUCAAAGUAACCAAAAUAUUUCUCCUAAAUAUAACCCUCCAAUUAAUCAACAAAUAAAAAAUAAUCAAAUUUGGGAACCAAUGUCGGCCAGAACUUCGUCGAAUCGACAAAAUUUGUAUAACGUCGAACUUGAUCCACAUAAUUACUCUAGUUAUUAUUCUACUGACCCAGAUUUCAAGGACGCAAAUUCAAGUAACGAGGUCGAUAAUAACUUUGUGUCAGCAAUUGGAUAUCAACAACAUGAAUUUGUUGAUGAAAAAGUAACCCAUGUUUUGGAUAACAAUGUUUACAAUCAUGACUCCGAAAAUGUUAUGAAUAACACUGACGAAACUGAAACCGAAAAUUUUCAGAUACUGGCUUCCAACAACAGUGCCCCAUAG
Molecule: messenger RNA, 2511 nt
Organism: Ceutorhynchus assimilis (cabbage seed weevil)
Lineage: Eukaryota; Metazoa; Arthropoda; Insecta; Coleoptera; Curculionidae
Source: the annotation of a GenBank genome assembly